AUGCCCGAUCAUGGCGCUGCCGAGGAAAAUGUGCAGAAGGUCAUGUCAGCAACAGAGCACGUAGUGGCUUCUUCUCAUGAUUCACAACACUCCCAUGACUCUGAAGAUCGAGACUCAGAAGUCGACCAUGAGCCGAUUCAAGAACGUUAUGAAAACCCUUCGUAUUCUAGAUUCCGCCAAGUGGCUUCCAAAACAAUCGUUUCAUUUGGGCCUAGUGACCCAGACAACCCUGUCAACUGGAGAACGAGGAGGAAGUUUCUUGUUCUCGCAUCUGGUGUCAUGCAGGUCAUGAACAGCACUAUCGGCUCGUCGAUUUGCAGCAAUGCCAUCCCCCAAAUCGCCGAAGAAUUCGACAUUACCAACGAAACAGCCCUCGUUUUGCCCAUCUCCAUCUUCCUUAUCGGCUACAUUUUAGGACCAUUGCUAUGGGGCCCUAGCUCCGAGUAUUUUGGCCGGAAGCCACCCUUGCUCAUCGCUUAUGUUUUGUUCAUGAUAUUCACGCUGGCGUGCGCUGUUGCAGAUUCAUAUGCAUCUCUGCUUGUCUUUCGAUUAUUCAAUGGGAUGGUUGCGUCGGCGCCUAUCGCUACUGUUGGCGGAUUGUUUGCCGACGUUCAUGACGACCCAACACUGCGAGGCCGCCUGAUGGCUUAUUUCAUGGCUUGUACAACCUUCGGGCCAAUCAUCGGACCUUGGCUAUCUGGCUUCGUGGCAGUUGUCAGCUGGCGUUGGUGCUUUUGGAUUGGACUCAUCCUGUCAGGCGCUAGCUUGCCAUUGGUUAUCUUCAUGCCUGAGACUUAUGCCCCGGUCAUUCUGAAACGUCGUGCACACAAACUACGCAAAGACACCGGCAAUUCAAGUAUCGUCUCGCCAUUGGAUGUUCAAAGUCGCAAUCUGCGAGAAAUGCUUCUUAUCACGAUCUCACGACCCUUCCGCAUGAUUAUUCACGAGUAUAUUGUUUCUCUGACUUCGUUGUAUCUUGCUUUGGCAUACGCAAUUUUCUACCUCUACUUUGAGGCAUAUCCAAUCAUCUUCCAAGGUAUCUACAAGAUGAGCCCUGGUGUGUCUGGCUUGAUGUUUCUACCUAUCGGAAUCGGCGCUGUCCUUGCCUGUGGAGUCUUCAUAUGGUACGACGGCUACCUAGCCAGGGCAAAGGCUCGCAAUGCCAGCUGGGCCUUCGUCGAGGAAUACCGCAGACUCCCUCUCGCCUGCCUUGGCGGACCCUUAUAUGUGAUAUCUCUUUUCUGGGUAGGCUGGACAGCCUCGCCGAACAUCCAUUGGGUUGUACCCUUCCUCUCUGGCAUCCCAUUCGGAAUGGGCUACCUCUUAAUUUUCAUGGCUAUGCUGAACUACCUGACUGAUGCCUACGAGACCCUUUCCGCCAGUGCACAAUCCGCCGCAAGUUGCACACGAAGUAUCCUGGGAGCUGUGCUCCCACUAGCAGCCAAGCCGAUGUUCAACCGGCUCGGCGUGCCUUGGGCCUGCAGUACGAUCGCCUUCCUUAGUCUCGGUGUCUCGGUGAUCCCGUUUGCUUUUAUUCGCUACGGUGACCGCAUCAGAGCAAAUAGCAAGUUCUGCCAGGAGCUCAAGCGUGCUAAGGAGGCUGAAAAAUUGGAGCUGGAGAGAGAGGAUCGCCUGGCGUACGGUGAUGACACCCUUGCGCCUAUCCCGUCUCGGAAUACUGGUAUCUCGAUGACGAGGAUUGAUACUUCUCGCACCGACAAAGCGUCGAUUAUUUGUUGA
This is a messenger RNA of Penicillium coprophilum, 1740 nucleotides long. RefSeq names its product MFS transporter. Lineage: Eukaryota; Fungi; Ascomycota; Eurotiomycetes; Eurotiales; Aspergillaceae. Gene Ontology annotation, molecular function: transmembrane transporter activity. Gene Ontology annotation, biological process: transmembrane transport. The record is from RefSeq and is a predicted model, not a curated record. The transcript has 6 exons. Bases 1 to 1740 code for a protein of 579 amino acids.